GUUUCCAAAAUACAGACUCCUCCCCAACCAAGACAUUUUUGGAGGAUAGAUGCACCUACUGGCUCCUGUUCUCCAGUUAAAGAGCUUCCCAAAGAACAAAACCCUCCACAGCCAGGAAAUGUGUUGAAGACGGCUACACCCGGUGGCUCCUGUUCUCCAGCUAUGUAGGUCCAAUGCAGAGCGCUAUGGAAGGAAGGUACAGCCAAGAUGACAAAGACCUGGAGCCACAGGGAGGAGUGGCAUCAGAGGACAGGGCAGCGACUGAUUCUGGUGAAGACAACGCUGCUCAGAUGCCGGUGACUUUUAACUUCUCAAACCUCAACACAGAAGACAUGGAGGAUGAGGAGCCACUGCUGGAGGAUGAGGAAGAGGAGGAAUUUCUUGUUCUUGAUCCUGAACAUCCUCUGGUCAGAAGGCAACAAGCUGCUCUGAACAAACAGCUGAGAGAGAAGCUGGAGAGGAUCGAUCUGGAGUUAAAGGAAAAG
Molecule: messenger RNA, 485 nt
Organism: Paralichthys olivaceus (Japanese flounder)
Lineage: Eukaryota; Metazoa; Chordata; Actinopteri; Pleuronectiformes; Paralichthyidae
Source: RefSeq, a predicted model, not a curated record